UUGGCGCGGGCGGUGGCGCGGGCGGUUAAGCGGCAGGCACAAAAAAAUGAUGAGAUUGGAGAGGAACAUCUUUUAGCUUUAAUUCUAAAGGAAGGUGAAUUAGAUCAACAGGAAUGCAAAAAAAGACUGAAAGAGUACUGCAAAAACUUAAGAAGUAUAAAUCCUAAAUUAGAUAAAGUGGAUCAAAAAUUACAAAAAGUGUGUAAAGAAGAUAGAACAGCUGAAGAAAAGUGCACAGGAUUAAAAGACAAAGUCACUCAAAAAUGCAAUGAUUUUAAAAAUAAACUUCAAAUAGCAGCUGUAAAAGAAAUUUCAAAACUGACAGAUGGCGAUUGUAAAGAGAAUGAACGACAAUGUCUAUUUUUGGAGGGAGCAUGUCCAACAAAACUUAAAGAUAACUGCAAUACUUUGAGAAAUAAGUGCUAUCAAAAGAAGCGUGAUAAAGUGGCGGAAGAUGCUCUUUUAAGAGCAGUUCGCGGAAGUUUAACUAGUGAAGUUACAUGUCAAGGAAGGCUCAAAGAGGUUUGCAUAGAGUUAAGUCAAGAAAGUGAUGAAUUAACAAAGCUUUGUCUUUACCAAGAAACAACAUGUAGCAAAUUUGUAUCAGGAAAAAAAGGAAAAUGUGAUACUCUUGAAAAAGAUGUUAAAGCAGUACUUGAAAAGAAGAAUGAAUUGCGAGGAAAAUGUCUACCAUUACUUGAGCAAUGUUAUUUUCACAGAGGGAACUGCGAAGGAGACAAAUCAAAAUGCAAUGAACCUACUAAUCAAGGCUGCAAAGAAUAUAUACCAGAUUGCGAUAAACUAGAAGAAGAAUGUGAAAAACAAAAUAUCAUUUACAUACAUCCGGGACCUGAUUUCGAUCCAACUAAGCCAGAGCCUACAGUAGCAGAGGACAUAGGGCUGGAAGAGCUUUAUAAAGAGGCUGAGAAGGAUGGAAUUUUUAUUGGAAAGAAUCAUCUAAGAGAUGCAACGGCUUUGUUGGCGUUGCUUAAUAAAAACCUUGAGAAACAAGAAUGUAUAAAAACCCUUCAAAAAAGCUGCAAAAACCCUCAUGAACAUGAAGCCUUGGAAAAACUAUGUAAGGAUAAUACUUUAAGUGAUUACGGAAAAGAAAAAUGUGAAGAAUUGAAAAACGAUGUUAACAAAACUUGCAAAAUUCUCACUUCAAAAGUCAUUGAUAAUCGUCUUUUUGAUCCAGUAAAUUCUAAAGUUGUUGGAUGGGGCAAGUUGCCAACAUUUCUUAGUGAUGAAGAGUGUGCAAGACUAGAAUCUUAUUGCUUUUAUUUUAAAGAAAGAUGUCCAGAUGUCAAAGAAGCUUGUAUGAAUGUGAGGGCAGCGUGUUAUAAGAGAGGGCUUGAUGCACGAGCAAAUGAUGUAUUGCAAGAAAAUAUGCGUGGAUUAUUGCGUGGUUCAAAUAAAACCUGGCUUAAAGACUUUCAACAAAAAUUGAUAAAAGUAUGUGAGGAACUGAAAGAAGGAAAUAAAGGAAGUUUCCCAAACGAUGAAAUAUUUGUUCUGUGUGUACAGCCAGCAAAAGCAGCUCGGUUGCUUACACAUGACCAUCAAAUGAGGGUUAUCUUUUUACGACAACAAUUGGAUCAAAAGCGAGAUUUUCCAACAGAUAAAGACUGCAAAGAAUUGGGAAGAAAAUGUGAAGCUUUAGGGAAGGAUUCAAAUCAGAGUCAAUGGCCAUGUCAUACGCUAAAACAACAGUGUGACCGCUUAGGGACUACAGAAAUUUUGAAGCAGGUUUUAUUGGAUGAACACAAGGAUACUUUGAAAACUCAUGAAAACUGUGUAACAUAUUUAAAGGAAAAGUGUAAUAAAUGGUCUAGAAGAGGCGAUGACCGUUUCUCUUUUGUAUGUGUCUUCCAAAACGCUACAUGUGAGCUGAUGGUAAAAGACGUGAAAGACAGGUGUGAAGUAUUCAAAAAAAAUAUAGAGGUUGCAGAGAUCGUUGAUUUUCUUAAAAAUAACACAAAUAACAUAACAACACUGGAAAGAAACUGUCCCUCUUGGCAUACGUAUUGCAAUAGAUUUUCGCCUAAUUGUCCAGAUCUUACGAAAGAGGAUAGUUGUACAAAAGUCAAGAAACAUUGUGAGCCGUUCUAUAAAAGAAAGGCCUUGGAAGAUGCUCUCAAAGUAGAGCUUCGAGGAAAUUUAAACAAAAAUAAAUGCGAAUCAGCAUUAAAAGGAUAUUGUACACAAUUAGGAAAAUUAAAUAAUGAAUCUAUCAGAAGUUUAUGUAAAGAUAACACCAAGAAUAACCUUAAAAAGAAUGAUGAAGAUGUUAGGAAGGAACUCUGUGAGAAAUUAGUAAAAGAAGUGGAAGAACAGUGCAAAGCAUUACCAACAGAACUAGAACAACCGACAAAAGAGUUAGAAGAAGAUUCUAAGACAUAUGAGGAACUUAAGAAACAGGCAAAGGACUCAAUGAACAAGUCCAAUCUUGUUUUAUCAUUCGUUAAGAAAAACGGAAGUAAUACAUCGAAAAAUAAUAGUAAGAGCAAGGAUAAGAAUGCCGUUUCAAACGGACUUCAAGAUACCACAGAACAUGUGAAAAUACUACGGAGAGGAGUUAAGGAUGUAUCCGUAACAGAAUCGGAAGCUAAGGCAUUUGAUUUGGCAGCAGAAGUAUUUGGAAGAUAUGUAGAUUUGAAGGAAAAAUGUGAGAAAUUGACCUCGGAUUGUGGGAUCAAGAAAGAUUGCAAAGCCUUAGAAAAUGUGUGUGAAAAGAUACAAGGAGUAUGUUCGAAACUAAAACCACUGAAAGUGAAGCCGCACGAAAUAGUCACAGAAAGCACAACAACGACCACGACGACAACAACAACCGUUACCAAUCCGAAGGCAACAGAAUGCAAAUCCUUACAGACAACAGACACAUGGGUUACACAGACAUCGACACACACGAGUACAUCUACCAUCACAUCUACGAUUACAUCAAAAAUAACACUCACAUCAACGAGGCGGUGCAAACCAACCAAGUGUACGACAGGGGAUGAUGCAGAAGACGUGAAGCCAAGUGAAGGCUUGAGGGUGAGCGGGUGGAAUGUGAUGAGGGGGGUGAUAGUAGCAAUGGUUAUUUCGUUCAUGAUUUAG
Pneumocystis jirovecii RU7 is the source of this 3099-nucleotide messenger RNA. RefSeq lists its product as uncharacterized. Lineage: Eukaryota; Fungi; Ascomycota; Pneumocystomycetes; Pneumocystales; Pneumocystaceae. The record is from RefSeq and is a predicted model, not a curated record. The transcript has a single exon.